This is a messenger RNA of Leopardus geoffroyi (Geoffroy's cat), 2716 nucleotides long. It is a transcript of the gene DRC1, whose product is annotated as dynein regulatory complex subunit 1. The coding region runs from base 768 to 2528 and encodes 586 amino acids. Gene Ontology annotation, cellular component: axoneme; axonemal dynein complex. Lineage: Eukaryota; Metazoa; Chordata; Mammalia; Carnivora; Felidae. Gene Ontology annotation, biological process: cilium-dependent cell motility; regulation of cilium movement; axonemal dynein complex assembly. The record is from RefSeq and is a predicted model, not a curated record. The transcript is spliced from 16 exons.
UUUUUGUUUUGUGUGUUUAAAGAGUGAUCCGCCUGCUUGCUCCUGGGUGUUCUACAACCCUGUGACUUGUUUCAGAAAGCCGAGUACCAGGCAGGUGGCAGUAACAGCUCUUCGUAGUGUCCUGCUCUUGACUGCCCCAGAACUGGGUGCUGGGCAGUGUAUAAUAAUAACUGGGUCACACUUCAAUUAGUUGGGAGGGUGGUUGUCUUAAACACAUUUUCUCACAGAAAAAUGUAUGGUGUUAAUUUCCCAGGCUAAUUCCACAAGAAUCUAAUGACAUACACUUAGUACACCCAAACUUUAGUUCAGCUUAUAAAUCACAAGCUUUUAUUUUAAAAACCCCUAUUUUCUAACAUUGCUUCUGAGAACAUUUCCUAUCUUUUACAUCGGAAGUGGUUCCCAGCUCUGGCAGCAGGCAUUUAAAGUUUUUGUCUCUAACAGGCUUUGAAGAAGGUGAGGGGAAGAUGCCCCGUAUUUUGCCCCGGGGCUGCCUCUCCAGCGGUGUGCUUUUAAUCCCCUGCGCCACCCAGCCUCUCGGUCGCCCCAGCAGUUCCUCCUGCCCUUCUGUCCGCAAAUCUCGAACACCUGGCGGGUACCUGACACAUAGCAGGCACGCACCAGGGAAGCGCUUGGAGAAUAUUUAGACGGAAAGAAAGAGAGUGAGGAAGAUCAAAGCAAGAGCUACAAGCACAAAGAAGAAAGCAGACUGACUUGAAAAGCUGGAGAACGAAGUCAAGACCAGCCAGGACAAAUUUGAGGAAAUCACCAUGAAGUGGGAGGAGGGCAAACGGAAGAGAAUUCCCCAGGACCUGUGGGACGUGCUCAACACCCAGCAGGUGCACUGCGCUGGGCUGAUAGAAGACAAGAACAAGCUUAUCAGCGAGUUACAGCAGGAGUUAAAAACAAAAGAUGACCAGUAUGUGAAGGAUUUGAAGAAGCAGUCAGAUGACAUCUGCCUGCUCCUGGAGAGGAUGGAAGAACAAGUGAAGAAUGUGAUGAAAACCUUCCGUCAGGAGCUCAAUUCCAUUGAGAAAGCAUUUGAGGCGGAACGACGAGAACUGCUGACCAGUAAUAAGAAGAAAUGGGAGCGGGCCCUGCAGGCUCACAACGCCAAAGAGCUGGAGUAUCUUCUGAGCCGCAUCAAGAAGGUAGAGGACUAUGAGAAGCAGCUGAACAAGCAGCGGGUGUGGGACUGCGAAGAGUACAACACAAUCAAGAUCAAGUUGGAGCAGGACGUGCAGAUUCUUGAGCAACAGCUUCAGCAGAUGAAAGCAACCUACCAGCUAAACCAAGAGAAGUUGGAGUACAACUUCCAAGUGCUGAAGAAGAGAGACGAAGAGAGUGUGGUGAUCAAAUCCCAGCAGAAGAGGAAGAUCAGUCGCCUGCAUGAUAUACUUAACAACCUGAGAUCAAAAUACACCAGGCAGAUCAGACAGUUUGAGGAGGAGAACCAGUCACUAACCUCCGACUACAUACGCCUUGUGACGCAGUUCAAGGAGCUACAGAAAGCCAUGAGGCAUUUUGCUCUUCUUGAUGACAAGCGGUUUCGAGAGAUUUGGCUGAUGAAUGAAGAAGAGGCAAAGGAUCUGAUAAGCAAAGCCUUUGAUGUGGACAGGAUCAUCCACACCCAGCAUCUGGGGCUCCCCUGGACCGCACCUGAUUUCUGGUUCCUGAGGAAUGUGGGACCUAUAUCUCAGCAGCAGCAGAGGUCUGCUACACAGAUAUUAGAGGAAGUGCUGAUUCAAACAGAAGAGGAAGGGAUGGAGGAGGCCACCUCAGAAACAGAGUCUUACCUCGACCUGCCAAAGCAAGUUUCCACGAAAACGACCAGAAAGAUCCUGAUGCUCCUGUGUGAUGAGUCGGGUUUCCUCAUAGAGAGCAAGCUGCUGAGCCUUCUCCGUCCCCUGGAGAAGAGCGAGUGCUAUCUGCUCAAGUUGGACGCCAUCUUCUCAGCCCUUGGGAUUGAAAGUGAGGAUGACUUGUACAAACUGGUGAACUUCUUCCUCAAAUACCGAGUUCAUCAUUCACCCUCCGGUCAGGAGCGAACAAGCCCAAUGUCGGCCCUGGACCCAGGAGAGCAGACAGACCUCGAGAGACAGAAGGAGGGAAGCCUGGUGGGAGGGGAGCCAGAAGAGAAGGAGGUCCCCCCUUCUCCCACGCUCAUCCACCCCAACGACGUCCUCAAGAUCCUGGAGGCCUUUGUCAUGGGUCUGAGGAAACCCAGGGACCCCCCGGCCCCAGUGAAGGUGGUGAAGUAUGUGCGAGAUACCUCGAAGGACUCUGCGUAUUGGGAGGCCCUGGCCACGGUUCUCCCUUACGCCACGCAGAACCUCUGGGACGCUCUGUACACGGCCUUGGAGAAAUACCACCUUGUUCUGACGCAGAGGGCCAAGCUGCUGAUAGAAAACAACUCCCUGGAGAAGCAGAACACAGAGCUCCAGAUGCUGCUUCAGCAGUAUCUAGAUUCCAAGAUAAACUCUGAAUUGCAUGUUCCACCAACUCAGGUGUUACGGGCGCCCACCAAAUAGAGUCGGACCUCCAAAGGCUGCUGUGUUACAGUGUAUGCGGGUGCCGGGGCUGGCACGUUUCACCUGGGGAGCUGCCUGGGACUACUCUGGAUUUUCCAGAGCUACUGGGAUAGGGCCUGUCGAAAUAAGGCCACGGGAGGGGUUACCUGUAUCCUGUAGUCGUGAUUGAUUAAAGUCUUUAAAAGGUU